AUGCAUUCUCUAGAGGAGUUGUCGCUCAGGAAGGCGAUGCAGGGUGACCCAAAUGCAUGCUCCACCCUGGACUAUUUCUGUGAGCAAUGCAACGCAGUAAGCUAUUGCUUGCAGCUCUUCCAACAUGGGAUAAAGGGCCACUCCCGUAUCCCAGCAAGCGAGGAACUGCGGGAGGGCUUUCUGCAUUACAAGCGGCUGGAAGAUCUUGAGUCCGCGGCAUCCAAUGGGUGUCAUCUCUGCUCCCUGCUGCUUUCGAAGUUCGACACAGCUAACCUCUCCGAUCCUGCUCCGCUCAACCCGAUAUGCGACGCGCUAAAGAUCAUGCGGGCCCCUGAUUCUACGCGGGCCCUGGAGGCCUGGUGGGCGGCUCGGUCGUUCCCCGGGAACAAGUAUCCCGUUCAAUUCGCUGCGACCGGUAGCCAGCUCAUAGUACGAGUCUAUUUCAAUCGCGCAUCCGGUGGCAGUGGCGGUCUAUGGCUCGCCAUCGCCGACGGCCAGGCGGUGAGCGGCAGAUUUGCUCGUUCCCAUCUUCGCAUCGGGCAGAAUGCUCAUGUGCGCGAUUACUACGACAAAGAGUUCCUGGAGGCGCAGACUGCGUUGUCAACGAUGUCGCGUGGGACGAUGCUCCUAGCAAGGCGAUGGCUGAGCGGUUGCUUAGGACAACAUCAACUUUGCCGUGAGGCAUACCAGACCGCUUCUGCGAUACCAACAAGGCUUCUGGACGUCAGAGGUUCGAAACGGGAGCCGAUAAGGCUCGUCUAUACGAAGGACGCUGCAGACGAUCGCGAUGAAAUGCCGGAGUAUCUGACUUUGAGUCAUAGAUGGGGUACGGCACAGAUACUUUGCCUCACUCGAGAGAACCAAGACUCCUUCCUUCACGAAAUCCCGUGGGAGAACCUUCCUAACACUUUCAAGGACGCGGUGAAUGUUACCCGGAGCCUCGGCUACGCAUAUCUCUGGAUCGAUUCUCUCUGCGUUCUCCAGGACACGCCUCAUGAUUGGGAAGAAGAAUCGGCUAUCAUGGGCGACAUAUAUAUCGCAGCAGCUCUUCAAUUCGACCUGGUGCAAAAUAACAUGGUAGCCGGCCCCUCGACAAGCGAGGUGCUACCACAAGGAGGACUUCUAAGGCGUGGCUGGGUAAUCCAAGAGCGCACUCUUUCGCCGCGGACUCUGUAUUUCGGCAAAGAGGGAAUAUUGUGGGAAUGCCAGAUUAGCAAUGCCAGCGAAGGCGCACCUGAACUCCGAGGAGCGUCCUGGGCGGGCGCAUCAUCUAACCCAAAGAAAACCUUCUCCUGGCUGCAGACACCAUGGACCGAGCUGCCGGAUCUCACUUCGCCAACGGAUCGGUUCCUCAGCUUCCACAGGUCCUGGACGCGGCUACUGCACGAGUACACGUCCUGCGACCUUACGUACGGCAAGGACCGACUCGUCGCGAUAAACGGCAUCGUGACGCGAAUUGGAGAGUGCACAGGCAUGCACUCCGUAGCAGGAUUGUGGAGAGAGAUUCUUCCAGCGGAGCUGCUUUGGUACACUGACAACCCGAAGCCGUACGCACAACCCGCCGCAGCGUCCUACCGUGCGCCGUCUUGGUCGUGGGCUUCACUGGACGGGGGAGUUUGGAAUACGUAUGUCCAGCUCGCGCGGACCCAGACCUAUCGAUUCGACUGGAAGAUACGCAUUUUUGACGUGGACAUCAUGGCGAGGCCGAACGGGCAGGUCGAUCAUGCCCGAUUGACAGUCGAGGCACCUUUACGACCGGUUCAGUGGCCCAAGGAUGCUAGACCCAAGCAAUCACUCACAGAUUCCAUACCGACGAGCAAUCGCGGUUCAGGGAGCCCGAAAAGCGAUUUUUGGAUGCUUGAUCAUAGUAAUUUGGAUCUCAAUGACACUUACUAUGCGCUCCUCAUCGCUCGGGGCACCGGCUCGGAGUUCACGGUGAGAAAGAAGAACAACGAUGUGCUUGAAGAUGCAGCCUGUCGUGUCGGGAUCGUAGUCAAGAAGCUAGAAGAACGAGAGGAUGUAUAUACCCGCGUCGGAUAUUUCGAACAGCACUGUUGGGCGUUAGAUACAUAUCCAAUUUUUUCGGGGCAGGAGACAAUAGAGAAACAGAGGUUUACCUUGCUGUAA
This is a messenger RNA of Trematosphaeria pertusa, 2127 nucleotides long. Its product is annotated as HET-domain-containing protein. The transcript is spliced from 2 exons. Lineage: Eukaryota; Fungi; Ascomycota; Dothideomycetes; Pleosporales; Trematosphaeriaceae. The record is from RefSeq and is a predicted model, not a curated record. Bases 1 to 2127 code for a protein of 708 amino acids.